Messenger RNA from Globicephala melas (long-finned pilot whale), 3136 nucleotides. RefSeq names its product aldehyde dehydrogenase 1 family member L1 (gene ALDH1L1). Gene Ontology annotation, cellular component: cytoplasm. NCBI's taxonomy places the organism in Eukaryota, Metazoa, Chordata, Mammalia, Artiodactyla, Delphinidae. Gene Ontology annotation, molecular function: aldehyde dehydrogenase (NAD+) activity; formyltetrahydrofolate dehydrogenase activity. The record is from RefSeq and is a predicted model, not a curated record. Gene Ontology annotation, biological process: 10-formyltetrahydrofolate catabolic process; biosynthetic process; one-carbon metabolic process.
CCAGCAGGGAAUCAGGAGCAAUGCGGGGGUUGAGUGUCUUGUGGGCCAGAGAGUCCAGUGAAGGUUUGCCUUCUGAAGUCGGAACCGGGCUCUCCAGUUACCCAGGCCACCGUCGAGGGCGUUCCCGCCAGGCUCACCAGGGCACCUACAGGGGCGACCACGCCUGCGGCCACCAGCCCAGCUCUCCUCCUGCCCCGAAGAGUGGCUCUGCGUCCGGGCGGAGUGGUCCUCCCGCCCCGGCCCCGUUGCCAUGAAGAUCGCAGUGAUCGGACAGAGCCUGUUCGGCCAGGAAGUUUACUGCCACCUGAGGGAGGAGGGUCACGAGGUCGUGGGCGUGUUCACUGUGCCGGACAAGGAUGGGAAGGCGGACCCCCUAGGCCUGAAGGCUGACAAGGAUGGAGUUCCAGUGUUCAAGUUUCCCCGCUGGCGGGCAAGGGGACAGGCUCUGCCCAACGUGGUGGCGACGUACCAGGCCCUGGGAGCCGAGCUCAACGUGCUGCCCUUCUGCAGCCAGUUCAUCCCCAUGGAGAUCAUCAGCGCCCCCCGCCACGGCUCCAUCAUCUACCACCCGAGUCUGCUCCCCCGGCACCGGGGGGCGUCGGCCAUCAACUGGACCCUCAUCCAUGGAGACAAGAAGGGCGGCUUUACCAUCUUUUGGGCAGACGAUGGUCUGGACACCGGGGACCUUCUGCUCCAGAAAGAGUGUGAGAUCCUCCCGGACGACACCGUGAGCACGCUGUACAGCCGCUUCCUCUUCCCCGAAGGCGUUAAAGGGAUGGUUCAGGCCGUGAAGCUGAUCGCUGAGGGCAGAGCCCCCAGGCUCCCUCAGCCUGAGGACGGCGCCACCUACGAGGGGAUUCAGAAGAAGGAAACAGCCCAGAUCAAUUGGGAUCAGCCAGCAGAGGCCAUUCAUAACUGGAUCCGCGGGAACGACAAGGUGCCGGGCGCCUGGACGGAGGCCUGUGGGCAGAAGCUGACGUUUUUCAGCUCGACGCUGAGCACUGAAGGCCUGGUGCCCGAGGGAGAAACUUUGCCCAUCCCAGGAGCCCAUCGGCCAGGGGUGGUCACCGGAGCGGGACUCAUCCUCUUCGGGAAUGACGACCGAAUGUUGCUGGUGAAGAGCAUCCAGCUGGAGGACGGCAAGAUGAUCCCAGCCUCGCAGCUCUUCAGGGGGGCAGACAGCAGUGGCCUCGAGCUGACGGAGGAGGACCUGGUCACCGCGGAGGCUGUGCGGGGUGCCUGGAAACGGAUUCUCCCCAACGUCGUGGAGGUGGAAGACUCCACUGACUUCUUCAAGUCGGGGGCCGCGUCGCUGGACGUCGUCAGACUGGUUGAGGAAGUGAAGGAGCUGUGUGACGGCCUGGAGUUAGAAAAUGAAGACAUCUACAUGGCAACCACUUUCGGGGACUUCAUACAGCUGUUAGUGAGAAAGAUGCGAGGGGACAACAAGGAGAGCAAGUGCGUCAUCGACCACGUGGAAAAGACCGUGAACAAGCUGACCCUCCGAAUGCCCCACCAGCUCUUCAUCGGAGGCGCGUUUGUGGACGCCGAGGGCGCCAAGACCUAUGAGACCAUCAACCCGACAGACGGAAGUGUCAUCUGCCAGGUGUCCCUGGCCCAGGUCAGCGACGUGGACAAGGCCGUGGCUGCUGCAAAGGACGCCUUUGAGCACGGGCUGUGGGGGAAGAUCAGCGCGCGGGACCGGGGCCGCCUCCUGUACAGGCUGGCCGACCUCCUGGAGCAGCAGCAGGAGGAGCUGGCCACCAUCGAGGCCCUGGACGCGGGGGCCGUCUACACGCUGGCGCUGAAGACCCACGUGGGCAUGUCCAUCCAGACCUUCCGCUACUUCGCUGGCUGGUGCGACAAGAUCCAGGGUGCCACCAUCCCCAUCAACCAGGCCAGACCCAACCGGAACCUGACCAUGACCCGGAAGGAGCCCAUCGGGGUCUGUGGCAUUGUCAUCCCCUGGAACUACCCCUUGAUGAUGCUGUCCUGGAAGAUGGCCGCCUGCCUGGCUGCGGGGAACACAGUGGUGAUCAAGCCUGCCCAGGUGACCCCACUCACAGCCUUGAAGUUUGCAGAGCUGACCUUGAAGGCUGGCAUUCCCAAGGGCGUGAUCAACGUCCUGCCAGGAUCCGGCUCAGUGGUCGGCCAGAGACUCUCGGACCAUCCCGACGUGCGGAAAAUCGCGUUCACGGGCUCCACCGAGGUGGGAAAGCGUAUCAUGAAAAGCUGUGCCCUGAGCAACGUGAAGAAGGUCUCCCUGGAGCUGGGCGGGAAGUCUCCCCUCAUCAUCUUUGCUGACUGCGACCUCCGCAAGGCCGUGCAGAUGGGAAUGAGCUCCGUCUUCUUCAACAAAGGUGAGAACUGCAUCGCCGCCGGCCGGCUCUUUGUAGAGGACUCGAUUCACGACCAGUUUGUGCAGAGGGUGGUGGAGGAGGUGGGGAAGAUGAAGAUCGGCAGCCCCCUCGACCGGGACACCAGCCACGGGCCACAGAACCACGAGGCCCACCUCCAGAAGCUGGUGGAGUACUGCCAGCGCGGCGUGAAGGAAGGGGCCACGCUGGUCUGUGGUGGGAACCAAGUCCCCCGGCCAGGUUUCUUCUUCGAGCCGACCGUCUUCACGGACGUGGAGGACCACAUGUUCAUAGCCCGGGAGGAGUCCUUCGGGCCCGUCAUGAUCAUCUCUCGGUUUGCCAACGGCGACGUGGAUGCGGUGCUGUCUCGGGCCAACGCCACAGAGUUCGGCCUGGCCUCUGGCGUCUUCACCAGGGACAUCAGCAAGGCCCUGUACGUCAGCGACAAGCUAGAGGCGGGCACCGUGUUCGUCAACACGUACAACAAGACCGACGUGGCUGCCCCCUUCGGAGGCUUCAAGCAGUCGGGAUUUGGCAAAGACCUGGGAGAGGCGGCUCUGAAUGAGUACCUGCGGGUCAAGACGGUUACCUUCGAGUACUGAGGAGGCCUCAGGAUGUGUCCGCAGCUGUGGGCUCGCCCCCCGCAGUGCACAGCCCCUCCCUGAACGUGGUGGAGGCCUCCUGCCUGCACCCCUGUCCCCAUCUGGGACCCCCAUCCUGUCCCGUCAGCGCGGCCGUCGUCUCGGGCAGAAAGCGGCCCCGUGCGAAUAAAGGUUCUG